Messenger RNA from Trematomus bernacchii (emerald rockcod), 1769 nucleotides. Its product is annotated as gamma-aminobutyric acid receptor subunit gamma-3. Bases 1 to 1335 code for a protein of 444 amino acids. NCBI's taxonomy places the organism in Eukaryota, Metazoa, Chordata, Actinopteri, Perciformes, Nototheniidae. The transcript is spliced from 9 exons. The record is from RefSeq and is a predicted model, not a curated record. Gene Ontology annotation, molecular function: inhibitory extracellular ligand-gated monoatomic ion channel activity; benzodiazepine receptor activity; GABA-A receptor activity. Gene Ontology annotation, biological process: gamma-aminobutyric acid signaling pathway; synaptic transmission, GABAergic; chloride transport. Gene Ontology annotation, cellular component: GABA-A receptor complex; synapse; dendrite membrane.
AUGAGGAGCUUUUGUCUCUUGCUCCUGAUGUCUGUCCUCCACACCUGCUCGCUCACAGUGCAGCAUGAGGAGGACUAUGAGGAUGUCACUGUGAACCAGAUGCUGGCUCCCAAAUCUCAGGAGAGCGACGCCACGGAAAUACUCAACAACCUGCUGAAGGAAUAUGAUAAGAAACUAAGACCGGAUAUCGGAGUUAAACCAAUUGUUAUAGAUGUGGGCAUAUUUGUGAACAGCAUUGGACCUGUGUCUUCAAUCAAUAUGGAAUACCAAAUCGACAUCAUCUUCGCCCAGACGUGGACAGACAGCCGCCUCAGCUACAACAGCACCAUGAAGAAAUUGACUCUGAACAGCAACAUGGUUGGAAUGAUUUGGCUUCCUGACACCAUCUUCAGAAACUCCAAGACGGCAGACUCCCACUGGAUCACAAUGCCCAACCAGCUGCUUCGGAUAUGGAACGACGGGAAGAUACUCUACACCUUGAGGCUGACGAUAAACGCAGAGUGUCAGCUGCAGCUUCACAACUUCCCGAUGGACGAGCACUCCUGUCCGCUCGUCUUCUCCAGCUACGGAUACCCUCGAGAUGAGAUGAUCUACAAGUGGAGGAAGAACUCUGUGGAGGCGACGGACCAGAAGUCCUGGCGGCUCUACCAGUUUGACUUCAUGGGCCUGAGGAACACCACGGACAUAAUACAGACGACAGCAGGUGACUACGUGCUGAUGACCGUUUACUUUGACCUGAGCAGAAGGAUGGGAUACUUCACCAUCCAGACCUACAUCCCCUGCAUCCUCACCGUGGUCCUGUCCUGGGUCUCCUUCUGGAUCAAGAAGGACGCCACGCCGGCCAGAACCGCUUUAGGAAUAACCACGGUCCUGACGAUGACCACCCUCAGCAGCAUGGCCAGGGUGUCCCUCCCCAGAGUUUCCUACAUCACCGCCAUGGACCUCUUCGUCACCGUCUGCUUCCUGUUCGUCUUCGCCGCGCUGAUGGAGUACGCGACGCUGAAUUACUAUUCGAACAGCGUUAAGAAACCACGCUGCAGGGAACCUAGAAGAACAAACUACUCGGUGCUGGAUGUGAGGCCGCCACACACCGUCAUCGCGUUAAACAACUCCCUGUACUGGCAGGACUUCGAGGACGCCUGUGUCUACGAGUGUCUGGACGGGAAAGACUGCCAGAGCUUCUUCUGCUGCCUGGAGGAGUGUAAAGAAGGAGGGUGGAGGAGAGGACGCGUCCACAUAGAUCUACUCGAACUGGACGCAUACUCACGUGUCUUUUUUCCCACCUCCUUCUUGCUGUUCAACAUCGUUUACUGGGUUGGCUAUCUCUACCUUUAGCCCACAGCGGGGUCACAACACAAGGAGUUCAACGGAGGAGAUUCAAGGUUAAUAAAAAGUUAACAUCAAAUAAGUGCUACCUGAAGCAGCUACCUGGAGAUGAAAGAUAACGUGUGCGUCUUCAGGCCAGAGCCUCGCAGUGAUUUCUGACUUCAGGUGCGAUAAUACGGCACAUUACUGAAUCCCUUCAAUAUGCAGAACACAGACGGAGAACAGGAUGGACUGUGUGCGAAUGUGAAGAAAAAGAAGCUACUCCAAACUUCUCAAUCAGGAUGAUGACUCGUCUUGUAGGGAACGUUAUUAUCCAGCCAUCCAUCAAAUCCAGUUGAUGAAAAUCCAAGGACGUUCAGACCAUUCAUAGUGCCUUCCUCCGGAGGGGUAGAUACUAUCUGCUACAAUAAUCAGGGAGUAAUGAUUUAUAAUAAAAAAAAUAG